Pocillopora meandrina is the source of this 6486-nucleotide messenger RNA. The record is from the annotation of a GenBank genome assembly. Lineage: Eukaryota; Metazoa; Cnidaria; Anthozoa; Scleractinia; Pocilloporidae.
AAACUACAUCAUUCCCGAUGACGAACCAGUCAGUUCACUGAUCCUGUUAGGCCAUCAUGGACAAACAAACCUUUUUAGCGCUUAUUCUAAGCUCUUUCUUGGGUCUUUGUAGUGGGUUUUUGGGACUUGGUGGUUCUGAGAGCAGUGCUAAGGUACAAUUUCACAAAGGAAGCCAAUUUGGCUUUGAAAAAGACCCUAACGUUUAUGCGCAUUUCGUAAUUCCUCCGUGGAACAGACCAUUCAAACCAGGAUACUGUCUUAGUUGGGAAUGGCACACAGACAAGAAAUACAGAGAUAAAAGAGUGGCCAUCUGCAAGCAAUACAACGAAGGUACGUUCUGCUUGCUUAUACUGUUACUUGGAAUUAUUGCAGGCAAACUGCAGGCAAACACCAAUUUGCUCAAAUCCGAAUGCAAAUUUUUCAAUACUGAACUUAUUCCAUAAGCGGCUGACGUGGGCAUAUAACAGCCAGCUGUGCUGAAAGGCGAGACCAAAACACAAGAGCCAGCUCGCAAGCUAAACAGACGGUGGUAAGAGGUGUUAUAGGCGGUGAUAGAACGCCGGUAAACUGCUUUCGUUAAAACCCCUGGUAGAGGUAGAUGCUGUGAAUAUUGAGAUCAGCUAUCUUUCUUUUGCUGGAAUAGAUAUACAAUGUGCAAAACACUUCUUGAGCUGGGUCCAAAAAAGCCUUUCGAACUUUUGUAAUCAGGUUUGUCAAAAAGUUAAAUCACAAAUAUGAUCUGACGUGCUUUUUUUUUUUAAAUUUGAUUUCGCUUCAAAAUUGCCUACUGCUUAGUUGAAAUCUCCGCUACCCAACGACUUCGAUGACAAGUAAUACGUGUACAUACGUCAAAUUUUACGCUAAGGCUGAAACGAAUCUCUUUCAUAGAACAUUUUCACAUUUUCAUGAAAUCUUGUUGAAGCAGAUUUCAGCAAUAUCUAAAUUAUUUUCAUUUUCGAAAUUUCCUGGUAAUUAUCAGUUAGCGCUAUAAACGCGGUAAACGCGUCGGCAAAACUUAUCCCAAGAAAAUAUCGACCGAACUACUCAAUGACUUAUUCAUAGUUUAUCACCUUUCCUCUAAAAGCAGGUAGUUGUCUUUUGUCUUUGAUGACACUUAAAUGUGCAGUAUAUCAAUAUUAACAUUACUUCGAUUCAACCCUUUUUCAAUUUUUUUUUAACGUUUCUUCUUCUUAGCUAAAAGUAAGUCCUUUGAGAAAAAAUAUUUUCUAUCUUGGCCAAUAAUCUAAAACUUCGCGGGUGCAGCUUCAAUGUUUCUACUUCUUAGCUAAAAGUAAGUCUUUUGAGAAAAAAAUAUUUUCUAUUUUGGCCAAUAAUCUAAAACUUCGCGGGUGCAGCUACACAAGGACCGCUAUCUCUAGUUUGAAAUAAAUCUAUGAAUUUUAUGCAGGAACAUGUUUUUUGUCCUUUCUCCAUGUUUUUCUCGUCAAAUUACACUGAAAGCAAGUAGUGAUACUCCCAAUCGCUUCCUGCUAAGGAAACCGGAACAGGCUCCGGCUAAGUGGGCCACUAACUUGGUUCGAGUGCACACUUUACCUUUUACCUUUCUCUCAAUAGGCAAGCACGAAUGUGACUCAGAGUCUGGUUUCUGUCCUGAUAAAUGUCCUUACACUAACGGCAGUUAUCCUUACUGGAGAAUACGUAACGCAGCGGAUGUACCUUUCCUGUGGGUUGUAUCAGGCAUAAAGUUUUACGACACCGCAGCGUCCACCAAAGCACUUAACGCUGAGCCCAAGAGAGGCUAUGCCAGCAGCUACUUUGGACCUGGUGAGUCGAGUGGACAUCAUUUAAGGCUACGGCAAACGUCUCUAUUGUAUUGUGUGUAGAGAUGAGUAGAUGUAAUAUGUGUUUGUUGAUGCAGCUCUAGGAGAAAUUGUCAAAAAAAAAAAGUUACCAAUUGGCAACUGGGUGGUGGUGGUGGUGUUGGAAAGGAAAAAGGAUAGACUUUUUGUUUAUGAUUUUCUGCUUUAAAGGACAAUUAUAAUAUCGUACCCAGAUCCUACCAUGUACCUCUAAUUGCUUGGCCGUGAAAGGCCUGGCUGCGAGACUAAGACAAUUCGUUACUACUCUAGUCAGUUUUUAGGCAAAAUUGUGCUGAACAUUUCUUUUUUAUCAUUUUUUCUUGUUAUCGUUGUUGUUUUUGUUUGUUGUUUCUCUUAUCCUUCUUUUCAUUCUAUCUUUUUUUCCUAAAGAGGACAAUAAAAGUGCGGGAUUUUGCACCAUAGUAAUGUGAAAUGGUAUAACUCACAUUUUGUGUCACACAGUAUAUUGGGAUCCAUCAAGAGAACAGUUUAUAUUUCCUUGGAUUCUUAUAUUUUUCACGCUGGGUGUAAAUUUGGUCUUUUUUCUAGCGUUUAAAGGAAAUGAAAAUAGUGACCGUUCUCAAACUUAGCAUUACGAUUACUCUUACAGGAUAUGCUCCCAGCAUGGCAUUCGAUAAUAAUCCCGAGAGCCUUUGGAUUUCCAACGGUGCUGCUCCUCCGGGCAUGCAGUGGAUUGCGUACGAAUUUCCCUACCCAGUCUUUGUAGGCUCGAUUCACAUCGCAUCAGAGGAAGACAAACCCGAUCGGAUGCCUUCAUUGAUGUAUGUGGAGGCUUCCUGUGAGAAGUACUUCAGAAAUUUUGUCACUCAGUGGGUUAUUUUCAACCCUGAGCAUAGCGUGAACAAGCGAUAUAACGGUGAGUUUACGGAAUUCUAUCCCCUCCUUUUAAGAGAGCUCACUGGGAGAGGGUAAUUUGCCAUGAUUUUGAAGCCCUGAUUUCUUUGUGUUUGUAUUGAGGAUAGAAAAAAAACAUUUUUUCAUUCGUGGCAUGACGACCUCAUAGUGCUUCGUCAAGCACACCGAGAUAAUUUCUUAAAGUUAUUCGUAAAAUUUGACAUCAAAACGAACAGUUUUUUUGCACGUGAUAUGUGCAUUGCACUCCAUCUAGUUCAUACCAUUUCAAACCUCCAGUACAGCGAGACUUCUCCUUCCAGAAACUAAACAAUAAAAUUCCAUACCUUUUCCUCAAGACCCCUAAACUCUGCUGGGCGUUCGCCGCUUUGUUAAUAUCAGCUAAUAUCUGCUCUUGAUUAACGUUGAACCAUUUUCCUCAGUAUUUUCUAUGGCAAAGUUCACAACUCUUGGAGCCACAGGCCGCCUGGGUCCCACAUCAGUGGGGAAUUACUAUCAUGGUCAAGAUCACGAGGGACAAGUGACCGUUAACAAGGGAAUUCAGAUGUGGAAGAUCCCAGCCACCGGAAUGUACACAAUUGAAGCUGCAGGAGCUGCUGGUGGACACGACAAGUUCACUUCAUGUAAGUCAAUAUAAUCUGUCCUAAUGGUGUACGCCUCAGUAAGGCAGCCGUAUUGGGGAAUUUUCCCUUACCUCUAUCUUACUUAACAGAUGUCAUGAAAAACGACUCUCUCAGCCAGGAGACUAAGAAAAAAAUUCAUCUCCGGAGGGGACGAAAAAUCGGGGGUCAAAAGAAAUGAAAGAAGAAAGAAAUGAAAUGGAGAAAUGAAAUUUCCAGAGAAUGGUGUAAUUAGUGCGAGGUUCUUUCACUAAUCACGGGGCACUGAUUAAAUCCUGAACCUUAACCAAGCUCGACUCUCGGUUGAAAACUGUUCGUUUUGGUUAACCUAUGAUACAAUGAGACUGAUCAUUUUUUAUUGUCUGGGGUGAAGGAUUCGGGUUGUAUCACAAUAAAAUUGAGCUGAUUCCCCCCAUAAGGCUUUGUAGUAUUCAAAUGAACCCCUCAUUGGCAGUCAAUAUUCUUUAGUCCCCCUAUAAAAUCUUUUUGCGACUUCUGAUUUCCCCCUGUGAUCUCCCCCAAAAAAAAUUCUUUUAAAUUUCUUUCUCCCUCCCCUCCCCCCCGCCCCCCAUCUCCUUAGGCGAUUAAUGACGAAUGAUUCCUAAAGACGUCGGGCCUAAUUUCAUUACCAAGAUCAGAAUCUACCAUUCUCCCUAUUCUAUGCGACUUUUUUCUUAAAUUUUGUCCCGUGCCAACGAUUAAAGGCAGCAAAUCUUCAUUUUCUUCAAAAGCUUAGAUGUUUGCUUUAAAAUCUUGAAUAUAAACUAAAGUUUUAGUGAGCCGAACCUUGAGUCUUCUUGACUAACUAAGCUUUGUGUCAAUCCAACAGCAAGCAAGCGCGGAAAGGGAGCUCGCGUUAAGGGAAAUUUCCAUCUGAAACGAGGGGAUGUUCUUAAGGUCCUCGUUGGUCAGGAGGGAGGAGUUAACACUGUUUCUGGAGGAGCAGGGGGAGGCGGUGGAAGCUUUGUAGUUGCUGAUGACAACACACCUCUUUUAAUCGGUGAGUGAGCAAGAGAUCAUUUUUAUUAGUAAACAUAAUACUGAAAAAUUGGAUAGCAUUGAAGACACACUUUGAUUGGCCACUCAAGUUCCUGAUAUCCUUUGAUAUUCAUCUCAAAGCAACCUGUACAGGAUUUGUGCCAUCUUUUUGUGCUAUAUCAUCUCACUGUUUUAGUAUAUACUAGUAAAAACUAUUUACCUUGGUGCAAGUGGUUAGCGGUGGAUAUUUACCUCGCCGCUUCGAGGCUCGGUACAAAUCUACCAUUAGCCACCUCCUGUUUGUUGAAUAGUUGUCAGUCAUUCCAUAAUUUCGAACAGGCAGCCAAUCCAAAGGAGCUAACCAAGUUCAAAACGCGCUCAGCUCAUGUUUUAUUUAACAAUCAUAUUGUUUUGUCAUAGCCUGGUGGUUUGUUUAUUGAGAUUCACCAGUCAAUUCCGAAAAGAAAUAACGUUUUACUUUAAGUCGUUUAAGUUGAGAAAGUGAACUAUUGAUAAAAGCAAUAGGAAAUCUUAAGGAAAAUUGAAAUUAAACCUUAGGGUAUCUCCACGGAAGUUCAAAACAUAUCAUCUAUCUCAGGUGUAAAAAACCCCUUAAUUUUGCAGGGAUUGCUACGGGAAGCCACAUUUACAGACAAAAACCGUUUUUCAUGUCAUCGCCUUGUUGCACUAAGACAACAAAACUGCAACCAUAUUGAUUUUUUCAUACCCGUUCUUCGGGACAUAAACCUUUUUAUUUAACCGUACACUUCUGUUCUGUUCAAUGAGAACUGUUUCUUGCGACGAAUUAGGUGGAAAAGCUCUGAUGUGAGAAGUAUUGCAAAUACAACUGCGGUAUCGAUGAUAAUGCAUCAUUUAGAUUUCAUAGUUGUGACGGUUUCCUCUUUUCUAUCCAGCCGGUGGAGGUGGUGGUGUCGAUAAAAUGAAGGGUGAGAGCCCGCGGUGUCACGGGUCAGGCUCUAGCGAUGGAAACGCGGGAUAUGGUGGUUCACAGUUCCAGGGAGGCACUGGAGGGAAGGGAGCUGAAGAAGGCGACAAUAAUUACUCUGGGGGAGGUGGUGGUGGAUUUGAGACUAACGGACGCUCAAACCAAAACUUCGGUGGCGCUAAGGGAACAGGUGGUGAAGGAGGAAAAUCAUUCUACAAAGGUAAUGGACGAGUUAACCGUUAUAAGCCUUUAAACAGAUUGAUAUGGCUGUUUUUAAAGAGGCUGUCUGCAAAAAAGGGUCAAAUUGCAGGCAAUCCAACCCCAAAAGUGAUUGUUCCUCAGGAUUUCAGGGAAAUCUUUGAAAAAACGUCCCUCUAUGGGGGCAAAGCUGGUUUAAUGAAUUUUGUACAUACUCAACGUAUCACAAUUUAUUGAUUACCAAACAUCCAGAUUACCGUUUGAGAUUAUCGCGUGCACCUUUUUCCUUCAUUUCCGACACUCUUUCUAGAAACAGCUGCAGACAAAGAUAAUUUUCAAAAUCUAAAAUAAAGAUUCUUUAUAGAUCCCUGCAGGGAACUUAUAAGGAUAGAAGCGUAUUAGAGCACUUGAUGAGCCUCGAUUUGAUAGCCUCCCAAAAUAUUCCCCUUUAUUUUUAUUGGUACUAGACUUUUCAUGAAAUUCUAUGAAAAAUCUUCAUGCCACAGAAAUAUUUAUGAUUAUUGCUAUAACAAUUAAUCAUUAUUGAAUAAUCAUUAAACGAAAUGGUUCUACGGAUAACUGAAAUAUGUCAAUCAUUUCAUAGGUGGUGUCGGAGGUCGAUCCAAUCAGAAUGAAAUAGAAGGUGGAUUCGGUGGCGGCGGCGGACCAAACGGAGCCGGCGGUGGUGGUGGUGGUGGUGGUGGCUACUCUGGGGGUGCCAGUGGAAGCCGAUCUAAUUCCUGUGGGGGAGGUGGUGGAUCGCAUAACAGUGGCAAGGAGCAGUCUAACCAAGCUGGUUCUAACGCCGGUCCUGGUUACGUUAUCAUCAAACUUCUCAACGUCAGAUAGUUCCAAAGUUGAAUUUUUUACAUUCGAGUUUUCAAAUGAAACUAGUCGAGCUUUUUUUCCUGUUUCGAUUUCUUAGAAAUAACCGAUGAUUCUCCUCACCUCAAAAUAGUCCUAAGGCAAAGAAUGUUUCUAAUCAUUUUGAAACUAUGAUUGUCACUUUGUUUUAAAUGAAAAAUAAAGCAAUUGAAUGCAUUUGACCAAU